This is a messenger RNA of Linnemannia hyalina, 2259 nucleotides long. Lineage: Eukaryota; Fungi; Mortierellomycota; Mortierellomycetes; Mortierellales; Mortierellaceae. The record is from the annotation of a GenBank genome assembly.
AUGAAAAGACUCGUGAUCAACACUGUCAGUAUGGUGUUGGAUCUGAUGGAGCUCAAGGGCUUGCUCCGGGCCAGACGGUCCUCGAAACGCAACUCGGACCCCGGUCCGCCCACCGACAACCGCGCCAGGGUCGUCAACGAGUUCCUCAACACCGAGAGAUCCUACGUCCAGGACCUCGAGAACCUCCAGGCCUACAUGCGGGCCCUCCAGUGUGAUGGAACUAUUGUCUCGCCCGAAACUAUCCACCUGAUCUUUGGAAACCUCAACGCCCUUGUUGACUUCCAGCGUCGGUUCUUGAUCGCCAUCGAGACCAAUGCGGCUCUGAUGCCCCAGGAGCAGAACUUUGGACAGGUCUUUUUGAUGCACGAGGAGGCCUUCACGGUCUAUGAACCUUUCUGUGCCAACGUCGGAGAAGCCAGUGCCCUGGUUGUUCAGGAGAACGAGAAGCUCGUCAAAAUGAACCAUCUGAUUGAAGCCCAGCACGGCGUCAACUCGCACUUGAUUAAGCCAGUCCAGCGCGUUUGCAGAUACCCUCUGUUGAUGCACGAGCUCAUCAAGUUGACCGAUCCCGAACACCCAUUCUACCGCGACUUGGUCGAGGGUCAGGAUGCCAUCAAGCGUGUUGCUGAGAGGAUCAACGAGACCAACCGUCGCCAAGAGAAUGUCGCCAUUGCUCGCGCCCUGCAGCACCAAGUUGCCUGGAAAGACGGUGAGCUCGUCUCCGACUUCGGUGCCUUGCUCCUCCACGACUCGCUCCUCAACCCCCGAGGUACGCCCGAUAAGACUCUUGAAGUCUACCUGUUCGAUAAGAUCCUUGUCUGCUGCCAGAGCAUCGUCAGCCGCAAGAAGCCAUCCAAGCCCCUGACCCGUGGCUCGAAGCCCAAGCCCACUCUUCACUUGAACGGUCGGAUCUACAUCAACAACAUCAAGUCAAUCCUCCCCGUUUCGGUUGCCGGAACCCAUGUCCUCCAUGUUGUCUGGAACGUUGCCGCCGAGGAGUUUGAGCUCCGCUGCCGCAACGAGGACCAGCUCAAAAAGUGGCACAGCGUGCUCGAGAAGCUGGUCAACGAGGCAAAUGCUGAACGCUCCGAGAUUGCGGCCAUGAGCAACCACUUGGAUGCCCUUACGCUCUCGCACGACAACCAGUCGUCGUUCUUUAAGAACGAUGACGACGACCUCGAUGACGAUCUUGAGGCCGAUGAGGAUGAUAGUUACGAUGAGCACCGCGGUUACCGUAGCCACUCCUUGCCCUUUGGUCUCUCCCAGCCCAACAUACUGGGCUCUCGCCCACGAGCCAAAACGGAGGAUGGAUCGGUCCCUGUCCCGGGCAACUGGAGCGCACGCACUGGCGGUUACAACGCUCACGUGACCGCCAGCGGACGUACCCUAGCCCCCGGUAUGUCGCUCCCACCCCUGCCUCGCACCUCCAGCAGCGCAAGCACCGCCAUGGGCGUGGUUUCCCCUGGAGAGUACCCCUACUCGCCUCCCUCGUCCUACCCAGCCUCACCCACGGUUUCGAACUCCCGCGGUUCUGGCGGCAGUGGCUCUUGGCAGCGUCGCAGCAAUGGUGAUGGUCAUUCCCCCCUGAACGACACCAUGUCCAAGUUCAUGUCGUCUGAGGAUGGAUCGAGCAUAACCGGUGGCCAGCCCUUGGUCAGAAAUGCGUCGGCAGGCUACUCGUACAACACUACCCCACCAGCGGCUCCUCCAGUGCCUCCAAUCCCUGGACCUCUUCGCAUCCGCGCCCAGAGCAGCCCCAACAUCCACGCCUCGUCUGCUGCUGGACCCUCCUGGAGCAAUGUCCCCGAGAUGCCCACCCACCACCGCAAGCCCUCCAACACAAGCGGCCCCAGCUCCCCGACGACGCCUCACCCUAGUGGUGCCUAUGGAGCCCCCGCAGUGCCCUCGAUCCCUUCUGGUCACACCUCGCCUCGCUCCGAUGGCGGUCGUAUGCUGCGCCAGCAAUCCUCGAGCAGCAACCUGAGUACUAACGGUGUCCCCCAGCUGAAGGUCAAGGUCAACUACCAGGAGGACUCGUACCUGAUUGUGGUUCCCGUCCAGAUUGGGUACAGCGAGUUGGUCGAGCGUGUUGAGCGCAAGAUCCGUCUCUGUGGCAGUCGUCGCGCCGAGUCGCAGCCCCUGCGUCUCCGCUACAAGGACGAAGACAACGAUUACAUCAACAUGGAAGACGACGAAGACAUCUCGUUGGCCAUGGAGAGCUGCUUUGCCGAUGGCGUCAUGAACUUGCACGUCAUUUAA